AUGCAGCUCGACGCCCUUCUCUUUUGCUUCUUCACGUUCUUUUCCGUCGUCAACGCCGCCGCUAUCCCUUUUCGACGCGUCAAGCUACCAUCGAAUUUUCGACGCUCAGCAACUACCAGUGAUCUCCUUGAGAGGAGACACCACCGAUUUAUCGCGAAGAGGGAAGCCGUCACCCUCGUUCCGCCUGGAGGAACUCCAACCACAACUGUGACUCUCGUCAGAGGUGGUGUCGAACCAACGACUAUGGAGAUUGUGCUCGGCGCCCCACCAGCCCCAACCUCAACCACGUCUUCCACUUCAAAUUCCCCCUCAACAACUCCGACACCAUCUUCCCCUUCAACAACUUCGGCUCCUUCCUCUUCCUCUGCAUCCCCGUCUAUUACCUCUACCUCCGCCCCUACCCCAUCUCAACCCCCAGCCGACAACGAUGGUUCAAGAAAAUACGUCGUUGCCCAUCACAUGGUCGGCAACACCUUCCCGUACACGCUCGAAGAUUGGGCCGAAGAUAUCUCACUCGCUCAUGCUGCGGGAAUUGAUGGUUUUGCAUUGAACAUGGGUCGCGAUGAAUGGCAGCCUGCGCGUGUGGCUGAUGCCUACGAAGCCGCGAAACGAUCAGGCCUCGACUUCAAGCUAUUCUUGUCUCUUGAUAUGUCCUCAUUCCCUUGUGACUCACCUGACGAUGCCCAAACUCUCCGAAACCUCGUCAAUUCCCAUGCCUCCCACCCAAACCAACUCCAGUAUAACUCCAAGACCUUCGUCUCUACAUUCGCGGGAGAGAACUGUAACUUUGGCCAAGGCAGCGCUGCAGAGGGCUGGAAGACGCAGUUCACGAAGCACCCUGACCUUGCGGGCAAGAUCUACUUCGUUCCUGCGUUCUUCAUCGAUCCUGCUGCUUUUAAGGACUUUGCGGACGUCAUGGACGGUGACUUCAGCUGGAACUCUGGCUGGCCCGUCGAAGUGACAACCCCCUUCGCCCAAACCCAACUCGAGCAGCAAUCCAACAAAGAAUCCUCCAGCAGGACUAUCCUCGGCGUGGUCACCAACGCUGCUGGAGCCGUCGGCGACCUUGAACGGAAACUCGAGGCAGCCAUGACUGGCGUUCUCAGUAAGCUCCAGCUCGCAUUGACCAAGUUCAUUGGCACAAGGGAUAUGGACGAGGAGCACUUGAGCGGGCUGGCACAGCUGCAUAGCACCCUCCAGAAGAGGGACGGCGAGGCGGACAAGCCGGCGUAUAUGGGUGCGGUCUCACCGUGGUUCUUCACGCAUUAUGGUCCGGAUUCGUUUAACAAGAACUUCGUCUUCCUGUCAGACCAGCACCUCUACUCGAAGCGUUGGGAAUCCAUCAUCAACUCCCGAGAUCAGUACGACAUCGUCCAGGUCCUGACUUGGAAUGACUACGGCGAGUCUCACUACAUUGGUCCGAUUAAGGGUGCGCAACCAAACAGUGAGGCGUGGACCGACGGCAUGAACCAUACUGCAUGGCUCGAAUUGACCCAGUACUACGCCACCGCCUUCAAGACCGGCCAGUUUCCCAAGAUCGAGACCGACAAGAUCUUCAUGUGGUCCCGCCCUCACUCCACCAAGGCACAAACCUCCGACCCCGUUCCACAGCCCUCCAAUUUCGAACUUUUCGAAGACGCCGUCUGGGCAGUCGUAAUGACCACGGAACCCUCGACGGUCACUCUCGCUACCUCUGACACGACCUCUAAGAGCUUCGAGGUCCCUGCAGGCGUUACCAAGCUCGCUAUUCCUAUCACUCCUGGUGGCACAAUGAGGGGCACGAUCCAGCGUGGCGGGCAAGUGAUUGUUGAGCUCAACCCGAAGGAGUUCACGUUCCAGGGAAGCCCGAAAACGUAUAACUUCAAUGCGUUCGUUGCUAGCGCUGCCUCAUGA
Molecule: messenger RNA, 1893 nt
Organism: Cyclocybe aegerita
Lineage: Eukaryota; Fungi; Basidiomycota; Agaricomycetes; Agaricales; Hemipholiotaceae
Source: the annotation of a GenBank genome assembly